GCCGACCUAGCGAGUCCAUUCUCGGAGGCCGCCUUUACCCAGGUGGUCGACGAGACCUCGACCGCUUCGUCGCAGGCCGCGAAGCCAAAGCAGAAGUCGACCAAGAAGGUUGUUCGGGUAAAGGGCGCAGCAGCAAAAGCCGACGUGGCAGCAGACCCCGUCAAGGCGGAGCAGCCAACAGGAGAUGUGGCCCCGGUAGCCCCGGAGGUGUUCCAGAGCCAGGACGAGAAGGCCAAAGAGGAGGACAGCUUGGUGGAAGCUGCAGGACGUGGCGACCUGGACAAGGUGAAGGACUUCUUGGCGAAACGUUACGAUCCCAAUGAGUUGGAGAGUGGCAAAGGGACUUCUUCUUUCGCGCCAGAGCCUUCCGUGUUUCGUCGGCUCGCCGAACAGCAGGGGCUGCUUAUGAAUGCCAAGAGUCCAGGGACCAGGCCCCUGAUUGCGGCUGCGGUCUCGGGGCACAGCCAUGUUGCGUGGGAGUUGCUACGGUUCGGAGCUGAUGUGACUGCCACAGACUCCGAUGGACUCCCAGCGCUGGUGGCGGCUUCGUGUUCGACGGCCUGCGACAUCCACAUGUGGUUCCUGCUGAAUCACGCAUUUGAUCAGAAGAGAAAGAAGCCCGUGCAGCGAUCGGACACUCCAUCAGACAACCGGCCGGUAGAUGAGAAGCUGACCAUGCGAAUGCUCGUGACAUUGCUUCGUGGAGAGGGGCAAAUCUUCACCGACAUGGUUAGUGGCUUGCUGAAAGAGGUUGAACCGGGACAAUUCCGUUCUGAGAGAUUGAAGGAACGAGUGCGCACAGUCCUUUGCGAUUAUGCAUUGGAUAGAAAGCAGGUGCACAGUUUUCUGACUGAUACUGGGAGGAAGUCCAUCUUCGGAGACGAUCGUAACAAGAAGCCCGAAGAUGUCGAUGCAUUCAACUUGAGCUGGCACAACAUGCUUUAUGCGCCGGAAGUACAAGUGACGUUGCGAAGCCUACCAAUCGCAGCCCCUCUGGCAUGCAAGCCAUCCGUUCUUGCGGCACUGGCAGAGACCGCUAACGAGGAGACCCUACAGACAGACGCUGUGGAAGCUAUCACCGCAGCGGCGUGGCUUCAGAUGCGAGUGGCCACCGCCGUCGACAAUUUCCUGAACUGCGUGGCCUUGGGAUGCUUGUGUUUGGUAACUUGGGCGUGUCGUUACGGAGGUAUGGAUGCCCAGCCUGCACUAUGGGUCCUGGCAAUUAUACAGUUCAAAGAGGCGGUGGAGCUGCUCUCGCAGCUUGGUUUUUAUUGCUGGAGCCGUCUGACCCGCAGUCGCAAGAACGCCCAGAGCUUUUGGCUUGGUCGGGCGCGCAUUAAUGGAGAGGACAUGGAGCUACUGGGUGAUGAGCAUACCUCCUGGGUUCAUCCCGCGCCUAGCUUGGAAACUCUCGUCGAUCUGCUCUUCUUGGGAGCCGGCUCGGGUGCGAUCUAUCGCCAGAUGGAUCUUUGUGUCAACCAAGAGUUGGAGCCUAUCUUCUUGCCAGGCUUUUGUUCGAUGUACUGGCUCCGACUCAUGUACAGCCUUCGGGGAGAGCGGUGGCUGGGGCCGUACCUUCUGCCCAUUCUAUCAGCCGUUCGAGACACCGGGGCGUUCUUCUUUGUCACCUCUCUCUGUGUUGCAAGCGCGACUCAUGCCUACGUGAUCAUGAACCCACGAGGCGAGGACGAUUUUCCGGUGUACUCUGCGUUCACGCACACGGUGCGAUUGGCCAUCUUCGGGGACUUUGACCUCUUUGAAUACCAGGGACAAGACACUAACUUUGAGCAAGUGGAGGGCGAGUGGGCACCGAAAGACCCCAGUCCGACAGACUUGGCACAGCUCCCCUACAUCUACCUGCAGCUGUGCUUCUUCUGCACGGGAAUUGGCAUUACGGUGCUGCUCAUGAACCUGCUGAUCGCUAUCCUUAGCCAGAACUACGAGAUGCAACAGGAUCGGGCACAAGGCCUCUUCGUGCAGGCCCGCGCGCGCAUGCUGCUGGAGGUGCAGCGCAGGCCUUGGAUGAUGGUGGGCGCCUGGCUCGGUCGAAAGCUCUUGGACCCCGAAGCCUUGCAGCCCCAGGGGGCUCCUUACUGGCACUUUGGGAAGCUGGCUGAGAUCUCACUGAGCCCUCUCACACUGGUCAUGGAGCCUCUUGUACGGCAAGGGGCGUAUUACCAGAAGAACAUCUUCGAUCGAUUCUUGCAGCGGGCUCUUUGGAGCCCUAUCUCGAAGUACAAAGUUUUGGCCCUUGGCAUUCCAGUAGUGUGUCUCGUGCUGCUCGCCGGGUCUGUAAUAAGCUUGCUGGUUUUCGCGAUCCUCACGCUGCUGCUGCAAGCGGUGGGAUUCCGACUCACAGGCAUUCGCUACACGCUCAAUCUCAGCUUGUUCGGCCUUUUUGGAGAUCGCUUCGCCGAGGAGUGCGAGAUUUUUGCGCUCGUCCGGACAGAGCCUGUGCCGCAGUGA
This is a messenger RNA of Symbiodinium sp. CCMP2592, 2466 nucleotides long. NCBI's taxonomy places the organism in Eukaryota, Dinophyceae, Suessiales, Symbiodiniaceae. The record is from the annotation of a GenBank genome assembly.